AUGAAGCAUCAGUCGGUCAAGUUACAGGAGAUUAUCGAUAUUUUGGUGGCAGCUGGAUAUUUCAGGGCCAGGAUCAAAGGUUUAUCCCCAUUCGACAAAGUUGUUGGUGGCAUGGUUUGGUGUAUAGAAUCUUGCAAUGUGGAUUUGGACGUUGAUUUGCUUUUUCAGGAAAACUCAACUAUUGGUCAGAAAAUAGCCCUCACAGAAAUAAUUGUAGCCGUGCUGCCUAAAAUGAAAUGCCCACAUAGAAUAGAACCACAUCAAAUCCAGGGUCUAGAUUUUAUUCACAUAUUUCCUGUUAUACAAUGGCUAGUGAAAAGAUCUAUGGAAUUUCGUGAAGAAAUGUCCUCUUUUGUAAGAUCUUAUGCAGUAAAUCAGUUCGACAAACAGUAUCACACAAAAAAUAAGAAAGAGGAAAAGCAAAAAAAGAUGUUGGAGAAUUUACGAAUUGUUAGCGAUAUCUAUCGACCUCAUAGGUAUUAUAAAAGAAAAAAUGCCCCUCCUCCUGACAUUAAUUCAAGAGUACAAAUUACUUUGUUGGAAUAUGAUCACAGGGGUAGAGAUUCACAUGGUGGUAUUCCUGGUACUUCAACAAACAGCGAAGGGGGUAUAAUUGAAAAUAAUCAGACAGAAGAGAAACAGAUUCAACUCCUCUUGAACAGCCUGACUGCUGCCAGGGAGGAGACUCUGGAAUAUGAUGAAUUGGAUGAAGAAGAUAAACAGAAUCUCAUAGAACAUUAUGCAUCUCUACAAUCUGAAUUGAUGGAUGGAGGGGUGCAAUCAAAAGAAGAAACAAAAAUUGCUGAUUUAGAACAGCAAUUGAAAAUACUAAACGAAAGAUGUAAUAUAUUCAAGGAAACAAGACUGAAAAUCAAAGAUGAGUUGGAGACUACUCAAACUCUUCUUAGUGAGAUAAGACUGAAACAGCAGGAGGCAGACAGAGUUUUGAAGGAACUGGAAGCCGAAGACCAUGACUCUGAAAAAAUUAAAGAAGUAGAAGAAUUAGUAAUACUCAAUGAUGAUUUGAAGGCUCAAGAAGUUCAGUUUAGAGAAAACUGUAAGCAAGAAUUAGUUAGAUUACAGACUUUGAUAGAGGAAACAAAAAAGACAAAAUCCAAAUCUCCGACGAAAAACAGUUCGGAAAUUAACAAAGAAAUAAAAGAAGAAUCAGAAAAGAUAAAAACGCUUAGGUUACAGCUUGCAAAGAAAAAUAGAAUAGUUUCUGCUCUGCAAAGGCAACUUGAUGAUGUUCCUAAUAGGGCUGAACUUGCCCAGUACCAAAAAAGGUUCUUGGAGUUGUAUAAUCAAGUUGCAGCGAAACACAAAGAAACAAAACAAUACUACAGCUUAUACAACACUCUGGAAGAUACCCGAUUAUACAUGAAGAAAGAACUAUCAUUGUUGAACUCCAUAUCCGACAGCUACCCUGAGGCGAUGCAAUCGGCAAGUGGCAAGGAGGAGUUCCUGAAUCAGUUCCAAGCCAUCGUGGAUGGUGUGCACCAGUCCAGACAGAAGGUUGAACUAAAGCUAACCGAAGAGAAGCUCAAACGUGACGAAUUGAGCAGUAAUUUGCAAAGUCUCGUCGAUCAGCAAAGGAGAUACGUGGCUGCGGUACGACAGUUGAGCAUUGAAUGUAGGAAGCACGAAACUUUGCUAGCUCAAGCCGAAAGUAGAUCUUGAUAGGUAGGGUUUCUGUGUGAGCAGAAUUGUUUAGUUGAACUCGUUUUUUGUAUGGUAACUGGCGACCUGGAAAUCUACCGUUGUAAUCUUUUGUGAGAUUUGUAAUGACCUGUCCAUUCAAAGUUCACCGAGCUUAAUAUAUUUUUAUUAUGAGGUCAUUUUAUGGCCGACAAGUUUCCUUUGGAAAUUGUCAACCCCAAUAUUAAUUAUGGCAUAUACUCAGUAUUGUGUGGGGUGGAUUUUUUAAGUACUUGGAAAACACUUUUAUGGUCCAUGAAAUAGAAAAGAGAAUCAUCAAUGAAUGGGAUUUAUCAACAAGGAAGAAUAUUUCAUUUUUGUAGACUAACCGCACAUUGGCAACUUUUUAGUUUCGGUUAUUAAAUAAUCUCUUGGUUCAAGCGACUUUGUGAUCUGAUGGAUGCCGUCUAUUAAAGCUGAUGACACUCAUCUUUGAUACCAACUUGAAGACGAAUGAAAGUAAGACCUUACUUAUACUUGAUUAAUAAGAUUUCCACUAUACAAAACCACGUGAGAGAAAGGUUAUCUUAGAUUUCCUUUAAACCAGUGGUAAUAGAUUAUGACACACAUUAUAUUUGAUAUAUCAAUUUAAAUUAAGAAUGAGAUUGCCUCAGUUGUUGAAAUCCAAAUAUUGUAUUUAUUUUUUUCUGUUAUGAAAUUAUAUAUUGUUUUAUGUACAUAGCUUCAUCAUGAGCAAAGUUUGUAAUGUUUUUAUGAAUAAACACGAUGAAUUUUACAUUA
Molecule: messenger RNA, 2439 nt
Organism: Leptinotarsa decemlineata (Colorado potato beetle)
Lineage: Eukaryota; Metazoa; Arthropoda; Insecta; Coleoptera; Chrysomelidae
Gene: fidipidine
Product: coiled-coil domain-containing protein 93
Biological process (GO): Golgi to plasma membrane transport
Source: RefSeq, a predicted model, not a curated record